Messenger RNA from Heterocephalus glaber (naked mole-rat), 1556 nucleotides. RefSeq names its product tetraspanin 10 (gene Tspan10). The record is from RefSeq and is a predicted model, not a curated record. NCBI's taxonomy places the organism in Eukaryota, Metazoa, Chordata, Mammalia, Rodentia, Bathyergidae. Gene Ontology annotation, cellular component: plasma membrane.
CUUGCAGCUGCCCCCAUCCUGAGCUGCACAGCUCACAGAGCAGGCCAGGGCCCGUAGCCCCAGCCAGAGAGAACCAGUCAUUUUCCGGGCCUUUGCUGAGGGCUCCUCUUCCCAUGAGAGGAUGGAGGAGGGGGAAUGGAGCCCCUUGCUGCCGAAGGAUGCUGUAGGCCAGGGGCCGCCCCUCUCCAUGGACAGCCCAGCCACACCAAACCACUUAGGUCCAGCACCUGGGGGAGACAAGUUUGGGAUCUGGAUCUGCUGCUGCUGUGCUCCUGGAGCCAAGCACCAGGCCUGGAGGGAAGGCCCUGCUGCCUCCCUCCCCAUGGGGACCAGCUGCAUCAAGUGUCUGAUCUUCCUCUCCAACUUCCUCUUCUCCCUGCUGGGCCUGCUGGCCCUGGCCGUAGGGCUCUGGGGCCUGGCUGUCAAAGGGUCUCUGGGAAGUAGUUUGGGAACAGUCCUGCCACCAGACCCCAUGCUGGGGCUGGUGCUUGGUGGGCUAGUGGUCAGCAUCGUGAGUCUGGCCGGCUGCCUGGGAGCCCUCUGUGAGAGCAGUAGCCUCCUUCGCUGCUUCUGCGGGGCCAUCCUCGGCCUCCUGGUGCUUGAGGCGCUUGCAGGGGCCCUGUUAGUGGCCCUCUGGGGUUCCCUACAGGAUGCCCUGGAGCACACCUUGCAAGUAGCCAUCAUCCACUACCAGGAUGACCCAGACCUGCACUUCCUCCUUGACCAAGUCCAGCUGGGGCUGCAGUGCUGCGGGACAGUGUCCUACCAGGACUGGCAGCAGAACCUGUACUUCAACUGCAGCUCUCCAGGGGUGCAGGCCUGCAGCCUUCCUGCCUCUUGCUGUAUCAACCCUCAGGAAGAUGGAGCCUCAGCGAACACCCAGUGCGGUUUCGGGGUACUACGCCUGGAUCAGGUGGCAGCAGGGCAAGUCGUAUACCUGGAGGGCUGCAGCCCCAGGCUGCAGCAGUGGAUGCUUGGGAACAUCCAGACCAUGGGUGGCUGUGCCAUUGGCAUUGUGCUAGUCCAGGGGGCUGAGCUCCUGCUGGCCACCCUGCUGCUGAGGACCCUAGCUGCCCAAAAGGUAGCAGAGGACCCUGGCCCAGGCCCUCCCUGAGCAUGGAGCUGCCUAUGCUGCUUUCCCCACUGGGCAGGGCCAAGGGGGGAGAGGCCAAGGGGGGAGAGGCCAAGGUACAGGCGGGGCUCUGGGCUUCCCCUGGCUGGCCUGGCAUGUGUGUGUAGAGUAGUCCAAGUAAUUCAUCCUGAGCCUUCUCCCCCUCCACCCUGUACCUGCUUCCUGCCCAUUGUUCCCAAGCCCUACAAUCCAUUUUGCAUCACUAUCUGAGGUUACUCUGGCUUCCUUGAGCAUCCACAUAGCUCCCCCCUGCUCCUUGCAAAGGCCAUCGUGGUCUGUGUCUGGCCGCAUCUGCUUCCCAUCUGGCUGGUGUGAAGAGCACAAGUCGGGGGUUCCUGGACGUGAUCUGCCUCUGGUCAGCUCCCAGCCCCUCAUUUCCUCACCUGUAGGGGCCCCUUCCCUCUCUGGGGCCACCUUCCCCUUC